AUGACAACCAGGUACACGAACGACGAAUGGGACAGCAUCAUCCUCGAAACCGAGGGCGAAGUGCUGUACCGCGUGGCCUCGAAGCAGCACGCAUCCGCGGCCCAAUGUCCCCCAAUUGGCAGCGAGGCGUUUACCAAGACAAUCGAUCAUACGCUUUUGAAACUUGAGGCGAAGCAGAGUCAGUUUGAUGAUCUUUGUGCUGAGGCGAGGGUGGAUCGGUUUGCGACGGUGUGCGUACGCGCGCAAUACGUGCAGCAAUGUGUGGCCGAUUUGAAAGGGUCGGGUGUCAGGGUAGCGUGCGUGAUUGGGUUCCAUGAGGGAACGUAUGAUUUAUAUCACAAGUCGCAAGAAACCAAGCAAGCCCUCGCAGCCGGCGCCGCCGAACUCGACAUCGUAAUCAACUACCCACAACUCCAAAAGAAGUCCUACGCCUCCAUCUACACCGAGCUCGCCGCCCUGCGCUCCCAAGCCCCGCACCCCACCACCCUCAAACUCAUCCUGGAAACGUCGCAGCUCGACGCCUCGCAGAUUAUCGCGGGAUGUGCGCUCGCCGCAGCCGCGAAUUUCGACUUCGUCAAGACGUCUACGGGCUUCAAUGGGGCGGGCGCGACGGAGGAGAAUGUGCGGCUCAUGGCGACGUGUUGUGAUGUCCUGGCUGCGGGCGGGAGGGCGCGGAUGCAGGUCAAGGCUUCGGGGGGGAUUCGGACUUUGGGGGAUGCGGUGCGGAUGUUGGAGGCGGGGGCGAGUCGGUUGGGGACGAGUGCGGGGGUGUGGAUUGCGAAGGAGGCGAAGGAGAGGGUUGCGGAGGGGAAUGGGCGGGUGGUGGAGGCGGGGGAGGUGAGGGAGGAGAGGCCGGGGUUGUCGACGAGGCUGUUCACGGAUUAUUGA
This is a messenger RNA of Neohortaea acidophila, 888 nucleotides long. RefSeq lists its product as uncharacterized. Lineage: Eukaryota; Fungi; Ascomycota; Dothideomycetes; Mycosphaerellales; Teratosphaeriaceae. Gene Ontology annotation, molecular function: deoxyribose-phosphate aldolase activity. The record is from RefSeq and is a predicted model, not a curated record. The transcript is spliced from 3 exons. Gene Ontology annotation, cellular component: cytoplasm. The coding region runs from base 1 to 888 and encodes 295 amino acids. Gene Ontology annotation, biological process: carbohydrate catabolic process; deoxyribonucleotide catabolic process.